GAUCAUUGCAGACAACCUUCUUACCAACAUCUGCACAGACUAAGAGCAGAUCAUGCAGACCUAAAACAAGGCUGCAGUGCAUCUGUUUUGGCAAAAACAGAUCUGCUGCAGAUCUUUUGCAGAUCUGCCCGUUUCGUACGGGGGGUCAUCUUCAGAGCUGCCUAUCAUCCAAGGUGAAACUAAGGACACAUUAGAGAGUCAAAGGCUAGAACUCCUUAAACUAUGGAAAACCUCUCCUAGAGAUGCCCAAAACAUCAGGACUCUAAUGGAAAAGACAUUCCCACUAAGGAGGUCAUUCAUUCUCAAAGCAGAUGUACGCCUAUGGAAGAUACUGGGGGAUUAUCCUGCUUUUCAGGAUGCAAAGGGAAAUGAGCUGAAAGCAGAGCUGGGAAGAAUCCUUGGAAAUCCAAACAUUGUCAAGGAGAUGAAAGAAAUAUGGGAUAUGAAGAAGCCUGCAAUUUUGUCUGCUCUAAAAAGUGAAAAAAAGCAGGAAAUACGCUCAUUACUGUUUUCCCUGGAAGAUUGUGAUCCAGCAGAUGAAAAAGGUAAAAACAACAAUAAUUAUUUGUUUUCUGACAAUAUGCCAAUCCUAUAA
This is a messenger RNA of Actinia tenebrosa (Australian red waratah sea anemone), 595 nucleotides long. RefSeq lists its product as uncharacterized. The record is from RefSeq and is a predicted model, not a curated record. Lineage: Eukaryota; Metazoa; Cnidaria; Anthozoa; Actiniaria; Actiniidae.